This is a messenger RNA of Sphenostylis stenocarpa, 2532 nucleotides long. Lineage: Eukaryota; Viridiplantae; Streptophyta; Magnoliopsida; Fabales; Fabaceae. The record is from the annotation of a GenBank genome assembly.
AUGAGAAUUGAGGCAGCAUGCAUAGAUGGAGCUGCGAACAACAAAUGUUCGGAUUUGAGUGGUCAUUUGGUUCUGCGUUGUGACGAUAGUGUCAAAGAAUUGGAUCUCUUGGAGCUUGUUAGGUUUCGUAGGGGCAUUAUCGGAAUCCAGAAGGGCCCUGAUUCCUUCUCUCGCCUCUCCAAUUCCUUCUUCUGUUCGGGUGACGUAGUUCUGUUUGUUGAACGCGUGUUUAGGAAAGGGGUGUCUUUUUGGCAAAAUUGGUUGCUUAUUAGAGCUCGACUUGGUAUGAAGGUUUACAAUGACAUUUCUGUAUAUUAUCAGGCAAAAGAACCUGAAUAUACUAACAGGGAGUCAGGGUUUAAUGAAUCAUUUUUCACAAGGCUGGUUGUGAUUAAGGGUAUUAAUCCUGGAUUUAUAAGUGCAUCUGGUGGCAGUUCUGGUAUGGAAAUGUAUGAUGGUUCUGAAAGUCGAGAUGCAGAUGCUUAUUUGAUUGAAGGCACUAAUUUAAACUCAUAUCUGACAAACCCAAAUUUUGAACAAUUUCAAGUCAUGCUUAAUGAUGGAGCCCCUGAAUUUGUUGUUGAUCAGAACUUGUAUUACCCUUCUUCCACCAAUUAUGGGUAUUACUGUACAGGAUUUGAAUCACCCGGAGAAUGGGAGGACCACCAUAGGAUUUUUGGUGUAGAUGGUCCUGAUACUCAGUACACGGGUGUACAAAAUGAAAGUUUUCCAUAUGUAUAUUAUACACCUAGCUAUGGAUUUGCACAGUCUCCAUACAAUCCAUACAAUCCUUAUAUUCCUGGUGCAAUGAUUGGAGUUGAUGGUUCACUUGGAGGAGCACAGCAAUAUUACGCACUCCCCAAUUAUCAAAACUCUAUUUCUUCACCUGCUUAUAUUCCUUUUCUUGUUCAACCAGACAAUUUCCCUAAUAAUUCUGUUGACUCAUUGUUUAAUACCAGUGCUUCUGUCAGUAGACCUGAUGGAAAAGGUUUAAAACAUAAGUUCAAUUCAGCUUCCGGUGCCUUUAGUAGGAACCCUUCAAAAUCAUUGUCAAAGCACACAAGUUCCUUGGCCAGGAUAUCGGAAGGGCCAAGAGAUAAUUCUGGGAUAAAGAGAGAUGUGACAAGUGGCAUUGCUUCUAGCAAGGGUUUUAUAAAUUUUCCUUUGCCAGUUGACCAUCAGGCCAUAAGCAUUGAUGCCUUAACCCACCCUAUAGAUACUAUUUCCGAUGGAAAUGUUUUAUCCCAUCGUAAUCAAUUAAAAAUAGCUUCCCCGCUGAGUAGUGAAUUUUCUGAUUAUGGAUCUAAUGCUAAUGGACUGUCAGCAGUUGCCAAAUUUCGACCAAAGGCUCACACGGGUAUAGGAUGGAGUGAUGUAAAUGGAAGUUCUGAUGUUUUGGGUGAGCAAAAUCGGGGGCCAAGAAUUAGCAAUAGUAAAUCGAAAUACCAGCUGGCUGUCAAAGCCUAUACAAACAGAGGAGAUGGCAAUACACAAGAGAACAUAAUCAUUUAUACUGAUCAAUAUAACAGGGAGGAUUUCCCUGUGAACAAUGAAAAUGCAAAGUAUUUCGUCAUAAAAUCAUACAGUGAAGAUGAUGUGCACAAGAGCAUUAAAUAUAAUGUUUGGUCAUCCACACCGCAUGGAAACAAGAAGCUGCAGAAUGCUUAUGAAGAUGCUAUGAGAAUAGCUGCAGUAAAAUCCGGAGGCUGCCCUAUCUUUCUUUUGUUUUCUGUUAAUGCAAGCGGUCAAUUUUGUGGGGUUGCAGAGAUGGUUGGUCCUGUUGACUUCAAUAAGGACAUGGACUUUUGGCAGCAAGAUAAAUGGAGUGGGAGCUUCCCUGUGAAGUGGCACAUGAUAAAAGACGUACCAAACGCAAAUUUUAGGCAUAUUAUACUAGAGAACAAUGAGAACAAACCUGUUACUAAUAGCAGAGACACACAAGAGAUAAUGUAUGGUAAAGGUUUGGAAAUGCUGAAAAUAUUCAAAAACCAUAGUUUGAAGACAUCUUUGCUUGAUGACUUCAUGUAUUAUGAAAAUCGUCAGAAGAUCAUGCAAGAUGAAAAGGCCAAGUUGCUUGUAAAAUUUUUUGAAAAUCCAUUACCUUCAUUGGAACCACCUCGGAAGUUGAAUUUUGUCAUUGACAGCCCUCCAGUCAGUGUUGAGAAGAAUUCACAGAUGGAUGAUGAGUUUGCUCACUUAAAACAGAGUUCAAGUAGUGGACAUAUUGUUUGUAGUUCCGAGAUCACUAACACUGCUCCUGUAUAUGAAAAGGCGGAGGGGACGGUUGAGAAAGAAGAUAUCGCUUCUGUGUUUAAGAUUGGUUCAGUCACUAUUACCCCAAAACAAGUGGAGACAAAAGCAUCUUCCAUUAGUGUCACUAAGGAGCCGCCUGAUGUUUUCACAGUAGGCUCAAUGCAAGUCAAAGUUAAUGGAUCUGCCAAGUCUUCUAGUUUUUUGAACAUUGGGAGUAUCCCACUUGAUCCAAGAAAAGUACUGCUGGACGGAGCCACUCGCGUCAAGAAUGCAUCUUAA